CCCAGCGCCGGGCGGGAGAGCGGCCGGCGGAAGCGGACCACCUUCAGCAAGGCCCAGCUGGCGCUGCUGGUACGCGCCUUCGAGAAGGAGCCGUACCCCGGCAUCGCCCUGCGGGAACAGCUCUCUAGCCUCACCGACAUCCCCGAGUCCAGGAUCCAGGUGUGGUUUCAGAACAGGAGAGCCCGGCAGCUGAACCACAAGAAGAGCGAAGCCGCCGCCUACCCCAAGCCGGCCUGUGGCAAACAAAAGACGACCCGCUGCGGUGGCAGCUGCCAGGAGAGGUCUUGGACGACGCAGGGUCUUGGGCCAGACCGGAGCCUCCUCCAUCCGCAGGCCGGCCUCCCGGGAGGAAACCAGAGUUUCUCUGGUCAGCUGUUGCCUUACUCGGGCCAGCUGUACUCAAGGCUCGAUGCUCACUUUAGGAGCUUGGAUAACACUUCUGGUGCCCCAGGUCAAGCCCCCGCUCACUUCGGUUUGGACUGCGUGGAAAAAGGGGUCCCACUCAGUGUGGGAAGUGUGGGGAGUCCCCCCCAGCACUCGCUGCCUGUGCAGCAGGUGCAGGAAUAUUCACACCUGAAGAAAUCUUUCCCUGAAAGCUACUACUCAGAUGCAGAUGUUUUCCAGUCUUGUAUAGAAGAUCACCAGUAUCUGGCAGCUAAAGAGAACAUGUACUGGAGGCCUGUCUUAAACUAUGUCAAUGCUAACCAGGGCCUGGGUGAUGAGAACUAUUUGUGUAUCAAGUCAAAUACUUCUCCCUUUGGGAAGAGCUCCACUUUCAGUUAUGGUGAAGGGGAGCCUAAGCUUGAGUUUGAGCAGAUAAGGCACAGCCCACCUCUGGUUGCAGCUAGUCACACUAGUCCUCCUUUGGUAUUCCCAAAAUCCGAAGUGGGGUACCAGGGGACUCUUGCUCCUCCAGCCCUGUCAUAUGGGCAGCAGCUGCUGGAGACAGCAAAUGACUAUGACCCUCAUUGGCUGAGCAUGAGAAAUGAAAUUUUGGGAACAGGGUUAAAUUCGCAGUUUGAGCAAAAUGGGGAGCAAGGUGGGCCAAAAAGUUACCUUUUCGCUUUUGGUGGCCAGAGUUCAACCUGUAAUUUGGGUCACACAUGAAACUGACAGGGGGUCUCCUUGACCAGUGAAAAAUUAAUGUGUUUUUUUGUUCAAUUGGCAAUGUUGUCCCAAGUGGCUAGAGGAUUUUCAGGCCUAAGUGUGGAGUGCUUUCUUAGCAAGUGUGGAGUUUUGUGUGCUGUCUGGAAGGGGAACGAAGAUGGGCAAAGUUAGCAAGGGCUACAGGAGAAUAACCUGCUGAAUGUGCUGCUUUCCUGCACUGUCCUACAGGAACUGUCACUGAGCUGCUUGCAGUAUUCCUGCGUGCCUUCGGUUUUUGGCAGCCUCACACUAACUUGCAUGUGAGGACCGAUGAUCUUCGUAAAUACAUGAGUGCUGAAGAUUUACUCUUUCUAUGCUCAGACUAUGCUGGAUUAAUUCUGACAGGAGGUUUGGGACUAUGGCAUUGGUUUGGGGGCCUUACUGCACUGAGUUUUGUUUCUAUUCUGGUCAGAAUUCACUUACUUUAAGAAAUUUGUUUAAAACAGACAUAGCUUUUAGUGGAGAAAGCAAAGGGGUACAAGCAUGAGAAGAGUAGCCUUGGUGGCAGGGGAUGGCUCACUGGGUAUGUUUGCAUUUUAGGUGUGCUCCUAAUAAAGAAACACCGCUGGUCUUUUCCUAGAUACUUAAUGUAUAGUGUUGUCAUUUUAAAAUGACCAUAUGUGUAGCUUUUUAAAAAGCAAUAUUUUUGUUAUUUCCUUUUGUGUAUUUCCAAUUGUCUUUUUUGCUUUUUUUCCGAAUUGUAAUUUUGUGUUUGCCAAAUGAAGGUUUUUUACCUGGGUGAUAAUGAACUUGUAGAACUUCACUCACAGGAAAAAAAAUAAAAAUUAUGUUCCAUCUUUGCAUUUGCACAUUGAGCCUAUUUUUAGACUUCCCAAGAUCCAUGGCUGUGUGGAAGACCACCUGUAAUCAUGGAAGUGUUCUUCAUUUGUAUCUCUGGAGAGCUGCUCUGGUUGUGUAUUAAAGCAGUAUUGGCCUAGGAUGCUGAAAACUAUACAUGCAAUUCCUUUUUUUUGUCCUUUUAAGAUGUGGCUCUGGAAUAUUUUAAGUAUGCCUUAAUACAUAGGUUAUUAACUUAAUUGCUUUGUUUAGAGAACAAAAGAGAUGUAAUAAAACU
Athene cunicularia (burrowing owl) is the source of this 2221-nucleotide messenger RNA. Its product is annotated as diencephalon/mesencephalon homeobox protein 1-like. The record is from RefSeq and is a predicted model, not a curated record. Lineage: Eukaryota; Metazoa; Chordata; Aves; Strigiformes; Strigidae. Gene Ontology annotation, molecular function: DNA binding. The transcript has 2 exons. The annotation marks the transcript as partial.